Molecule: messenger RNA, 1314 nt
Organism: Patella vulgata (common limpet)
Lineage: Eukaryota; Metazoa; Mollusca; Gastropoda; Patellidae
Product: nucleic acid dioxygenase ALKBH1
Exons: 1
Coding region: 151-1215 (354 amino acids)
Biological process (GO): oxidative RNA demethylation
Cellular component (GO): nucleus; cytoplasm
Molecular function (GO): ferrous iron binding; broad specificity oxidative DNA demethylase activity; oxidative RNA demethylase activity
Source: RefSeq, a predicted model, not a curated record
UUUUUAUUUAAAUCAAACAAACUAUUCCCAAAUUUUAACCAACCAUCAACUGAGUUUAUUGACUGGAAAUCCUAGUGGUAUUGAUGAAAUAUUUUUAGCUCUUUUACCGGGUGUAUAUUUUGGAUACUAAACAUUAUAUAAUAUAAUAUAAUGUACGAAUCAAACGAAAAGGACCAAGAUGAUGAAUCUGACCACUUUAAGACAACUUUUAAGUUUUAUAAAGCUAAAAAACCUAUGCCAGAUUUGUCAGAUGUUCUCGAUUUUGAAACAGAAGCAGAAAAUCCAGAUGGAAGAAUUUCCAAAUUCGUUCUUCAGAUUCCCAACAAAGACAUGGUACAAAUUGAUGGAUUUAAGCCUGUAGAAGAAUGGAAAGCUUAUUCCAUUAAAAACAACCCCGGAUUCAUUUUUAUUGUUAAUCCAUUUAAAGAUGGUUAUCAAAAAUAUUGGGUUCAUCGAUGCUUGAGCGAUUAUCCAGAAGCAAGAAAUAAAGCAAAUCUUGAUAUUCAACUUGAUGCUGACAGAAGAUCAAAAUUAUGGGAAAACUUUGUGAAUACUGAUCCAGAAACUCUUGGUAAAAAUGAUGAAAUAAUGGGAUUAAGAUGGACGACAUUAGGUUACCAUUAUGUGUGGAAUAAUAAGGAAUAUCAUAAAGAAAGACGAACACCCAUGCCUGAAGAUCUUGAAAUAUUAUCUAAAUAUGUUUCCCAAACUAUCAAUUACCCACAAUACUGUCCUGAAGCCGGCAUCGUAAAUUAUUAUCAUCUGGAUUCUACUCUUGGUGGGCACACAGAUCAUGCAGAAUUUGAACAAGGAGCACCUUUAAUUUCUUUUAGCUUUGGGCAAGAAGCUAUUUUUCUGCUUGGAGGCUUAACGAAAGAAGUAAAACCUACACCCAUGUUUCUUAAGAGUGGUGAUAUAUGUGUUAUGUGGAAAGAAUGUAGACUUGCUUAUCACGGGAUUCCCAAAAUAUUAGCACCCAAAUUCGAUGGUUAUCCGUUGUCUCUGAAUUCUGAUGUUCAAGAAACGGCUGAUAAUAUUAAAAUACAAAAGGAAAGUAAUAUUGAUGAAACAGAGAAAAAAAUAAUUUCCAUCAAUGAACAUAUGGCUGAUGUUCUUAAAAAAAUAAAAUGGAAGCCCUACAAAUUGUACAUGAGUUACUCCAGAAUAAAUCUAAAUACAAGACAGGUUGUUUCUGAAGACAAAACCUUUUCAUAACUAUUAUACCUCUAAAUUUUAAUUUUAAAUAGCAUGGCACGCUUCAUGUUUUAAAUGGAAUAAAGCUGUGACCAAUGUGUGAUAUGUUUAAAUGGAAAA